CAAGAUUAGUGAUAACAAUCUUGAAUCACGUUAAUAAUAUAACAGCAAUUUAUUGUUUAUGUAAUAAGUAAACAGUAAACAUUGUAAACAUAAUGUUUAAAUUUGCAUGAAUUAACCGCCACAUUUUGUUUCAACUUCAAAAAUGAAUACAUAUUACAAGUAAGUAGUUUUAACACUUAUAUUUCAUUAAUACUGUUAAAAAGAACCAUAAUGGAUGAAUUCGUAAGACAAACGUUAACAAUUUCUGUUGCCCAAAUAUGUAAUAAUAUUGGGUGGCACUCAAUAACAGACUCUUCGAUGAAAAUUAUGACUGACAUACUUCACCACUAUAUCAGUGAUUUGUCAAUAACUUCUAAAAAAUACGCAGAACAUGCAUAUAACAAUGUACCUGAUAUUGAAGACGUGGAAAAGGCUUUUCGUCAGAAAUCUGUAUCAUUGAAUGAGUUACGUAGAUAUAUUAAAAGUACUGGUCCAGUUAAAUUUCCUCAUAAUUUACCUCUUUUAAAUAUAUCAGGAAAGAAUGUUUUAAAUACACUGAAGCCAGGAAGUAGGGAAAUGUUAACUAGACCUAUUCAUAUUCAUGAACACCUCCCAACAUUGUAUACAGAACAAAUUGAAGAGGAACAAGCAACAGAUACAGAACAAAGUCAAAAUAUUAUAACAAAUACUAAACAAGAACCAGAAGAAGUUAUUUUACACAAACGGUUAAGAGAGAUUUCAAGUGUAGUCAUGACAUCUGGUGGGUUUUUAUCACCAUCUAGAGAAGGCAGAUUGGCAGACUCUAAAUUAUUGCCAUUUCCAGAAAUCAAAAUUGAUAAGCCUCUUGAAACAUCUAAACUGUCCGUUAUUUUACCUAAUUUAGCAAAAGAACCAUCACCAAGGAUUUUAAAAAACAAAAAGAAAACUAAAUCAGGGUCAAAGAAAAAACUUAAAGCUUCUAAAACGCAAAAAUUACUAUUACAACAAAAAGAACAAAAAAAAGAAGUAUUGAAAAAUAAAAAGGAAGAAAAAAUGCUAAUACCAGAACCACCAUCUAUUAUUCCAGAACCUGUUAUAGAGGAUAUAAUUGAUAUUGUAAAUGUAACUGAAAAGGUACAGGUUCCGAAAAAGGUUAUUCUUACAUCCCAUACUAACAAAGUGAAAAUGGAAGAAGUUCUACCUAAAUUUUCAUUUUUUGGUCCUUUACCUCCUGGACCUGGAUUAAUACCAACUACAUUUCCACAAAUAAUUAAUCCUGUGUUAAAUGUACCUGAUAUAAUAGAAAAACCAACCAGUCCAGUAUUACAAGUUGAAAAUGACGAUAUUAAUCGCAAAGAACAAAAGAAAAAGAAAAAAGACAAGAAAAAGGGGAAAAAAGAAAAAAAAAAGCAAAAAGAUAAAGUUAAGGAAAAGGUAAAAGAAAAAGAGAAGGAGAAAGAAAAGAAAAAAGAUAAAUUAAAAUCUACCAAUAAAGUGCCAAAACUAAAAUUUAGAUUUGGGUCUCGAUUAGAAACCACAACUAAAGUUUUACCUGUUGAAAAAUCACCAGAAACAAAUAUAACUUUAGUUUCAGAACCUGAACCAAUGGAAGUUGAAGUGGACAUUGAAUCAAAAUCAGACAUUUCUAUAGAUAUAUUACAUGACAUUGAUUCUCCUCCUAAAGUUCCUAUUCAAAAACUUAAAACUAAAAUUGUUGCAAAACCCAUUCAGCCUGCAGUUAUACCUCCUCCUGUAAAUGAAACUCCUCCUCCAGCAUUCUAUUUUGAUGAAGCUGGUAAUCAAGUAUGGAUAUGUCCUAUGUGCACUAAACCAGAUGACGGAAGCCCAAUGAUUGGAUGUGACGGAUGUGAUGUAUGGUAUCAUUGGGUGUGUGUCGGUAUCCAGUGUCCUCCAGACUGUGCUGUUUGGUUUUGUCCAAGAUGUUUGGCCAAACGAGCACAACAACCAAAAGGUAAAAGAGGUAGACCACGUAAAAACAAAUGAUAGUAUGUUAUAGUUACAUUAAAAUAUACUCUAAAUUUACAUUUCUUUUAUUAAUUUUAAGAUUCAUUUGUAUUUAAAAAUAAAUUUUGUAUGGUAUUUAUUUGAAUUCCUAUUCACUUACAGUUUAAAUUAAAUGUUAAAUUACUCUUCCAAGUUAAAGCAAGUUUAAGUACAUUCAAUAUUACAUAAAAUACUAUUAAGUUUAAUUUGACAUUUUCUGUGUAAAUUGAUCUCAUGUACAAACAGAACAAAACAUUAACUGAUUUCUUCUAUAAUUAUAUAUUAUAAAAAUUACUUCCCAAAUAAAUACUCGAUAAUAAAAAAUAAACAUGUCCAUGAAUUGUACUUUUAAUUUUUCAUACAACAAAUUAUUAUUAUAUUAUGAAAUAUAAAAUAUGUUAACGUUAAGGCAGAAACUUAAAAGCAUACAAUUUAUUUAUUUAAUGUUUUAAUGUUUAAAGUCAAUUUAUAUAUUUAUUUAGUUGCAUUAAGAUUGUAUCAAUGCUAGAAUAAAAAAAGGGGUCUAGACUACCAUUUAUGAUAGGAUGUAUUAGUAACCAUUAUUAAAUACAUGUAAAUGUUAAAAUAUGUUGAUUUAUUACAAAUAUAAAAUAACAGUAUUAUACCACA
Messenger RNA from Myzus persicae (green peach aphid), 2592 nucleotides. Its product is annotated as transcription initiation factor TFIID subunit 3-like. The transcript has a single exon. Bases 211 to 1962 code for a protein of 583 amino acids. The record is from RefSeq and is a predicted model, not a curated record. NCBI's taxonomy places the organism in Eukaryota, Metazoa, Arthropoda, Insecta, Hemiptera, Aphididae. Gene Ontology annotation, molecular function: protein heterodimerization activity. Gene Ontology annotation, cellular component: transcription factor TFIID complex.